Molecule: messenger RNA, 1242 nt
Organism: Phoenix dactylifera (date palm)
Lineage: Eukaryota; Viridiplantae; Streptophyta; Magnoliopsida; Arecales; Arecaceae
Product: phenylcoumaran benzylic ether reductase Pyrc5-like
Molecular function (GO): oxidoreductase activity
Source: RefSeq, a predicted model, not a curated record
GAACCUCCACUUAUAAAAUUAACAUCGAUAAGCCGGAUGCCAGGUGGAAGGGGCGGUGACGACCAGUUCCAUACUUGGCAGGAGAAGCUUAUUCCGCUGCGCUAGCAUCAUCGGACGGUCGAGAAUGGCGGGGGAGAAGAGCAAGAUCCUGAUCAUCGGUGCCACGGGGUACAUCGGAAAGUUCAUCACGGCGGCGAGCGCGCGGUCCGGUCACCGCACCUUCGCCCUUGUGAGAGACACCGCACCCUCCGACCCGGCCAAGGCCAAGCUUCUGGACGACUUCAAGUCCUCGGGCGUCACCCUCAUCCAAGGGGAUCUUUACGAUCACGGUAGCUUGGUGAAGGCGAUCAAGCAAGUGGACGUGGUGAUCUCGACGGUGGGGUUCCUGCAAAUCGCCGAUCAGACCAGGAUCAUCUCGGCAAUUAAAGAAGCUGGAAACGUUAAGCGGUUCCUUCCAUCUGAGUUUGGGAGUGAUGUCGACCGUGUGCAUGCUGUGGAGCCAGCAAAAUCGUUAUUUGCUAUCAAGGCCCGGAUCAGACUUGCUAUCGAAGCAGAGGGGAUUCCUUGCACCAUUGUUUCUUCCAACUUCUUUGCUGGUUACUUCCUCCCAACACUUGCACAAGCCGGAGCGACUGGUCUUCCCACAGACAAAGUUGUUAUCUUAGGUGAUGGGAAUACCAAAGGAAUCUUUGUCGACGAAGUUGACAUUGGCACAUUCACCAUUAGAGCCGUGGAUGACCCAAGAACGCUGAACAAGAUUCUGUAUCUUAGACCGCCCGCCAACACCUUAACUCACAAUGAGCUAGUCUCCCUGUGGGAGAAAAAGGUUGGCAAGACCUUUGAGAGGGUAUAUGUUCCUGAAGAAGAGGUUCUGAAGCAGAUCCAAGAAUCUCCCGUUCCGUUGAAUGUCGUGCUGUCUAUCUGCCACUCUACCUUCAUCGAGGGGGACCAGACAAACUUUCAGAUUGAGCCAUCAUUUGGCGUGGAGGCCACAGAGCUCUAUCCUGAUGUCAAAUACACUACUGUUGAUGAGUAUCUGAACCGGUUUCUCUGAAAGCACGCUUCUUAAUUCCACGAAUGCCAGCUGAACUUCCGAUGUUUUGGUUAUGCGUGUUAAUUUGAUAAUAAAGGAUUCCAGUCCAUGUUUGGUGAUAUAUAUAAAUAUCUUCAAUGAACCCUAGUUUUUUUUUUUUUUCCCCUUUCAUGACAAUGCAAAGUCUUGGUCACAGCCAUCCUUCUUUA